This is a messenger RNA of Mesocricetus auratus (golden hamster), 1958 nucleotides long. It is a transcript of the gene Mns1, whose product is annotated as meiosis specific nuclear structural 1. NCBI's taxonomy places the organism in Eukaryota, Metazoa, Chordata, Mammalia, Rodentia, Cricetidae. Gene Ontology annotation, biological process: cilium organization. The record is from RefSeq and is a predicted model, not a curated record. The transcript has 10 exons. Gene Ontology annotation, cellular component: motile cilium. Bases 124 to 1599 code for a protein of 491 amino acids.
GACACAGCAUAAACACCCGAGUGCGCGCUGCUGUGCGGAGGCGGCGACCGGCGGCUCGGAAAGACGCGUUUGCAGCUGAGGCUGGAGACUCAAGCAGCCGGAGGAGGUUUAAAAUCAGCCACGAUGGCCACCAGAAGGAGAGCUCUGAGCUUCAGUGAAAGACACCAGAAGUUAGUAGAUAAGAACUUCCUCAAAUCGUUGCAUGUCCAAAACUUGAACAAGUUGGAGAGGCAAGCCAGGAGCCAGGUCGUGCAAAAUGAAAACGAUGAGAGGGUUGAACGUAAGAGGUUUCUCAGAGUGCUACAGAAUGAGCAGUUUGAGCUGGACAUGGAAGAAGCCAUCCAAAAAGCAGAAGAGAACAAGAUGCUGAGGGAUCGACAGCUUGAACAGGAAGAGAGACUUGCAAACGAACUGGCCAAACUCAAGCAUGAGAGCCUGAAGGAUGAAAAGAUGAGGCAGCAAGUGAGAGAGAACAGUAUCGAGCUCAGAGAGUUGGAGCAAAAAUUGAAAGCCGCUUACAUGAAUAAGGAGAGAGCUGCCCAGAUUGCUGAGAAGGACGCCAUCAAAUAUGAACAAAUGAAACGUGAUGCUGACAUAGCCAGGAUCAUGAUGGAGGAGCACGAGAGACUUCUGAAGGAAGAGAGCGUCAGGCAAGACCAGCGGAACAAGGAGAGGGUCCAGUACCACCUGGACCUGGAAAAACAGCUUGAAGAACAAGAGAGGAGAAAGCAGGAGGCUUAUGAGCAGCUGCUAAAAGAAAAGCUCAUGAUUGACGAGAUUGUCAGGAAGAUCUACGAGGAGGACCAGGUGGAAAGACAGCAAAAAUUAGAAAAAAUGAAUGCAACUCAGAAGUAUAUUGAAGAGUUCCAGAGGGAGCAAGCGCUCUGGAGACAAAAGAAGCGGGAGGAGAUGGAGGAAGAGAACAGGAAAAUCAUAGAGUUUGCCAGCGUACAGCAGCAAAGAGAAGAGGAACGCAUGGCCAGAGUCCAAGCGAGUGAGGAGAAGAGGGCCCAGUGUCAGAGUCUGCUGAUCCAGAAGCUGGAAGAAAUGCUGCGACAGCGUGAUGAUCUGGAGCAAGUGCGGCAGGAGCUGUACCAGGAGGAGCGAGCCGAGACCCUGAAACUGAAAGCGAAAGAAGAAGCAGAGCAGAAGCUGCGGAAGCAGAGGGAGAUGAAGCAAGACUUUGAAGACCAAAUGGCACUGAAGGAAAUAAUUCUACAGGCUGCAAAAGAGGAGGAAGAGACCUUUAGGAAAGCCAUGCUCGCUAAGUUUGCGGAAGAUGACCGGAUAGAGCUCAUGAAUGCCCAGAAACAACGAAUGAAGCAGUUGGAGCACAAACGGGCUGUGGAGAAGCUCAUUGAAGAGCGGCACAGCCAGUUCCUUGCAGACAAAAAACGCGAGCUAGAGGAAUUGCAGCUACAGCAAAGGCGGCAGGGCUGCAUCAAUGAGAUUAUUGAAGAAGAAAGGCUGAGACUCCUCAAAGAGCAUGCUACAAAAUUACUAGGCUAUCUCCCCAAAGGAGUGUUUAAAAGAGAGGAUGAUGUUGAGAUGCUUGGAGAAGAGUUUAAGAAAGCCUAUCAGAAAAGGAGUGAAGUCUGAAGAGAAGUGAUCAGCACCAGGCGUUGAUGAAACCUGGACUUUCCAGACACUACCACUAGAUGGCAGUGUAACUGUUUUACAGUUGGUGACAGCAGGUUCCAGUGUCUGCAUGUUCUAAAACAUCCUAUUUCACCGUUUAUAAAUAGUUAGACAAAAAUUAAACACAUCGGCACUUUAACUGUAGAACAAGUCACUUUUAUUCACUAUUCGAUGCUGUCAUGUCACCAAAUCCCAUAGAACCACAUGAGUCAAACAGAAGGUAACUACUCAAUGUUUCCAGUAUUAUUCAGAGAUGUUUCUGUAUACUCAUCCUUUUGACAGUGCAUAUAUCUCCUCAAUACACUGCCUUUUAAAAUGUA